AGUGGGGCUCAACAAUGAACUGGCUGACCCGCUGGCUAGGCGUUUGGAAUACUGCAGUGCACUCUACGUGGAUAGGGGAGGGACGGUGACGAUUAGGGUUGCCCAACAAUGUUGUGAUCGUAUUACAGAGGCGGGGGGAAAGGCCACAUUGGAUUUUUGUUUUAAAUUAAGUGCAUUGCGUCUUUGAAGCGCUUGGGUUAGGCUCAAAACGGUGCUCUGUGAUUUUGGACAUUGGGAAGCAUUUCAUCGUGGGAUUAGCGCUUGAUCAUGCUACCUAUUACAUGGGAUUAUGCUUUGCUCAAAACCAGCAUUACAGUCCACGAUCUGCACACACACACAGAACAUUGAAGCAUUAAAGAAAGGCAAGAUUCAUCUGCCGCCUUUGCCGCUUGCCCUGCAGAUCCAAACAUGUUCUCGGUGAGAGUCGUCACGGCAGAUUAUUACUUGAGCAGCCCCAUCAGAGACCUGGACGUGUGUUAUUCUGACUUCAGAGACAGCGAUGUUAAGAAAGUGCCCGUGGUUCGAAUCUUUGGGUCCACACCAGCAGGUCAGAAGACAUGUCUUCAUCUGCACGGCGUGUUCCCAUACAUCUAUGUGCCGUACGAUGGGUUUGGACAACAGGCAAAUCGCUACCUGCGGCAGGUGGCCUACAGCAUUGACAGAGCCCUGAAUGUCAGCAUGGGAAACCCCUCAUCUAACACCCAGCACAUCUUUAAAGUGUCUCUGGUCUCUGGCAUGCCUUUCUAUGGAUUCCAUAUGAAGGAAAAGGCAUUUAUGAAGAUUUACCUUUACAACCCUCAUAUGGUCAAAAGGGUGUGUGAACUCCUGCAGGGUGGUGCUGUGAUGAAUAAAAGUUUUCAGCCCCAUGAAGCUCAUAUUCCCUAUCUGCUGCAGCUGUUCAUCGACUACAACAUCUACGGCAUGAACAUGAUAAAUCUCGCCGCUGUCAAGUUUCGAAAGAGUCAUGCGACAGUCGGAGAAGAGUCGUCUAGUAAAGUGGACAGCACCAUCCCAUGGAAGAGUCCCUGCACUUCCAAACUCAAUGACAGUGUUCUGAGGGACACAAUGUCCACUCGCUGGGGGGAGGACAACAUACCAAGUUCUCUGAUUUUAGAGGAGGUGGAACGUAUGAGUGUAUGCGAGCUGGAAGUUGAUGCUGUCGCUGCGGAUGUUCUCAACCGACUAGAGAUUGAGAAUCAGAUUGGGAGAAACCCUGGUCUUCAGGCCAUCUGGGAGGAUGAGAAACAGCGUCACCGGGAGAGAAGUGAAAGCUCUUUAAUUGACGUGCCUGAGUCACAGGAUCGAGGCUUUGUGGAGUUUGCAGAAAGCGAAAGAAUUCUGAUGAAGAGAUUUAAGGAAAUUCUAACAGAAAAUGAAUUUGACGUGACUCAGGCUGGUUCUGAAGUUGAUGCGAAUGAAGAUUCUUUUCCUGACCUUUCCCUCCAUCCUGUAGUCCUGACCCCAGAUGAUUUGCCCUCCAUACCUGCUAGCCAAGUGGAUGUUCACCACGAUGCAAUUAAAGAAAUGAAACGGCCUGAUAGCAAACACGCUGAGGUGGCAGUUGUUGAUGAAGAGGCCAUUUUGAAUUUAUUAGAAAACAGUCAUACCUUCCUCCCUCUCUCGCAAAACUCCAACCAGUCAGCAAUACUCGAUGGCAUUCAAGACCAGCCUAUGCUGGAUUUGCUUGAGGAACUGACUGAUUUUGGAGCAGUGAACCAGCAAUGUUUGUCUGGGAGUGGCAUCUGUAACAGUGAUGAUGAAGAGGCGGGGCCUGAACUAGAAAAAGAAGAGGCAGAGCUCAGUAUAAUCAUGUCACAAAGAUGGGACAAUGAGAUUACAGAACACUCCGCCAGGCAAAGAUUAUGUAUGAAAGAAGCAAAUGAAAGCUCCAGCGAUGAGCAGCAGGCCUCAUCGGAUGAGGAGAUGGAUUGGAAAGGAAACGCUUCUUUUCCUGCUGAUCUGUCUAUUCCACAGUUAGACGGGGCUGCAGAUGAGAACAGUGAUUCAUCACUUACAGACAAAGGAUCUAUGACACAUUCGUCUCUAAAAGUAACAGACAAGAUACUUGGUAGCAGAAAUGUGUUUCCAAAUGGAGCUUUUCUCUCAGAGACACCAUCCUCUGCCAAAAUUGUCCUUGAGUACAAAUGUGCUGAGCGAAGACUUCAAGAGGAAUCAUCCGAAAACCACUUAAAAAAUAAACAGACAAAUGAAUGUUCAACCGGAUUAAGAGUUAAUAAAGAGAUUACAUAUAUCACACCUGUUAAACACCCAAUCCCUUGCAACAUUGCAAAUAUAUCUCAAAUUGGUGGUGACAAAAUUGGUGUUCACCCUUCGUACACCAAUGAAAAUAAGGCCACCGGCCUUAACCAAUCUGAACCUGAUGGUUUAAUGUUUGGAAACUCUAAACUUGUACAGUGCAGAAAAAAGUAUGGCAGUAUUAAAAAUGUGGAAAGGAACCACAUCUCCAUCAUGGAGAAUCACAGGGGCUUCUCAGUAUGUUAUUCAGAGCUGAUAAACUGCCCCACCAAUACUGACAUAGAGCUGAGUCCUAAAGACUGCAGAAAUUCUGUGAUAAGGAGUUUUGACCAGACACCAAGCCCAAUGGGGGAGAGCCAAUCAUUGGCCCCUCAAGAAGGCGAAACAGGACAGGGCAGUAAAGAGGGAGAUGUUGGUGAACUGAAAAUAAGGUAUGAAGACUACCAAGAGAAUAAAACCGAGAGGACUGUUGUGGCUCAGCAGGAGGCACACUAUAAGUUUUUUCCUAGUGUCGUCCUCUCUAACUGUCUGUCCAGACCAGUCAAAAAAACGAUCUGGGGUAAGACUGGUGAGGGCUGCUGUACUAUGGAAGAUCCUGAGCAGCGGAGGUCAAGAUUAAAGUUGACCACUAAAAAGAGAACUACAUUAAGUCAAAAAGGGACAAGUCCUUUGAGGACCCCAGCUACUAUAAAAGAGGAAGCCCCACCCUUCUCUGCCAUCACUCCAGACUCUCUCAAUGAAAAGGAAACGAAUAGUAAAGUAAACAUGGAAACCUCAGCUCCUUCAAGUGUUAAAAGAUCUGAGAGCUCGGUAGAGGAUGAACUUGCAGUUAUUCCCACCAAAAUAUCUCGCACCAAGGUGUCCAGUUUGCCAGGUAGCAAAUAUACCUUGCGAACAAAAAGGAAAAUGAGCCGUGACACUGAAGACGGAGAUCAUUUAAGUUCUCGUUCUUUCAAACGAUCCUUGGUGCCUAAUGAAGGCCUGAAAGAGAAAAACCACAUCCAAAAAAAGACAAGACUCUCUAAAAAAGAGCCACCAGUUAUCAUCAAAUAUAUAAUCAUUAACAGGUUCAAAGGUCAGAAGAACAUGCUUGUGAAGAUUGCGAAAAUUAAUGCAGAUGAACCUUGCACAGUUUUAACACCAGAAAAGCUUGAAGAAUACCAAAAGCUUGCUCCUCCCAAAGAUUUUUGGCCCAAAGUCUCAGACUCUACAGCAGUCAAGUACCCUCUACCUGAGCCAAAAGUCAAGAAAUGCCCCAAACGAAAACUUAAGGUCAAUCUAACAUCUAAGAGGGUGAGUACCUCUCCAAAGUUGAAAUGUGACCGAGCUAGACAGACUAGAAGACCAAGGCGUGUUAAAGCAGCAUUUACUUUGCCCAAAUUACUCACUCCGUGGCCUUGUUAUAAUGAUUUUACUGAUGAUCACUCUACAGAGUACUCUGAUGUAAUGGUGGAGUUGGGUUAUUUGUCUGAAAGGGCUCCUAGUUCUUCUGAUUCGACACCACCUCGAUGUUGGUCACCUACUGACCCCUUAUUGGAAUCAAAUUCAAAUGAUCAUCUCAUAAACCCCCUUAAUGAUCCAUGUCUUGGUUCUCCCUAUCAGUCAUUGACCCCCAAGCCAUACAAAAUAGGCCCUCGAGACAGAAGCAGAACAUCCAGGCCUAAAAAGAGUUCUGCUGCAAGUCAAAAAUGCCAAAGUAGUAGCAUAAAAAAAACAUCGGUCAGUGGUUCUAUAAAAACAGGGGAUUCGCAAAAGAAAAGUAAUCGAACAGCUUCAAGGAGACAAAAGAAAAAUUGUAAAAGUAUUGAAAGGACUGUUCUUGGAGAUGGCACAUCUACAACUCAAAAAAGCAGGAAGCUGAACAAAAAGCUGUUUCAAGGAACUGAAAACUUGUCAACUGAAGGAACUGAAAACUCACAGACUUCACUUCCAGUUGACAAUUCACCUCUUGAAUCCUCAUCUGACGGCUUAACUCCUUUUCAGCACCCCAGUUCUAUAAAAAGUAUUCAAGAGGAUGCUACUGUCAGUUGUUUUGAUUCACAAACAGUCAGCAUCAGCACUGAAAAAAAGCCAGAUCAGGGUAUUGAUUUUUUUGAGGUGUUUAAUGUCAUUGCCUCAAAUAAGCAAGAGGUGCAGAUUGCCCUUAAUCCCUUGACUGAAAAAGCUACAAAAACUCUCGGGCAUCCAUGUUCUGUCAUCACUUACAGCAGAUCUAAUUCUAUAUCGCAAAGCUUAGGUCAAAAUGGCCCUGUCACAACAGAUGAAUGCUAUUUAAAUUCUGAGGUCACCAGCCAGGAAGAGAACCCGAGGACCAUACAGCAUUCACAGUCAACUGCAAAAACGAGCAUGAAAUCAAAAAGACAGUCAACAAAAAAGAAAGAUAGUCCAAUGUCUCUGUCAGAGCCUGUUUAUUUUAUAUCCUCACCUUCUGAAAAGAAAGCAAUUACAGAUGGAUCUCAUAGAGAUCUCGCAUUAUCAUCCAUCCCUAAGAAUGGAAUAAUAUGUGUACCGGAAAUGCCUUCUGGGCUGGCUGUCCUGAAGGAGCUUCUCCAGAAGAGGCAACUUAAGGCAGGACAAACACUACAGGAAAGUGUUCAUGUGACUGACACUACGUCUUCCACCAGUCAUCCCAAUGAUGUUUCCAAAACAGUCAAACGCAAAAGACCUCCUUCGUUAACAACAAGGAAAUCAAGAUCUGCAAGAACCAAAGUGCCAAAGGAGUCCAUAAGCAGGCAAAGCAUGAAAUAUAAACCUGGAGAUUUGGUGAGACUUGACCAUCUUUCAGAUGGCAGUCCUGUCCUUAUGUCUGACCCUGGCCUUGAUAGCUGUUGCUCCAUCGAGGAUAGCUUAUCCCCAGAGCUCCCAGAUAAUUAUAACUUUGAUAUUAAUGCCAUUGGCCAGACAGAAUUUUCCUGUCUUUAUUCUGGCAACCAGUUUGUUUUAACUGACAAGAACUUGCCUCAAAAGUUCCUCAGUGAUGUCAGUCAAGAGGCAAUCAAUGCCCUUGUUGAAGGGUUGGGAAGCAGGGCACAAAAAAUUGUUGAGGUUGAUGAAGAUGCCAAACAUGAGGAGGGCUGCCAUCGAUCUGGAACUGUUAGUCCAGAGCUCUUUGACAAAUCUUGUGAGAACAGCAAAGUUUUUCCCAAUAAGAUAUCUCUGCCCCUGUUUGAUUCCGAAAGGAUCUCGAACAAAGAUUGGGGGGGCUCCCUCGGUAAAAUUAAUGGCCUCAGCCACUUUCAGGACUUUUACUGUGAAAAAAGAGACAUGCUAUUCGACCCAGAGCCCUUUUUUUCAAUUACUUCUGUAUCUUUUGGGGAUAAUGGUGUAUCCCCAAGUAGCGAUCUCCAAGAUGGCAGUUCAGCAACCCCAAACAGUUCCCCACGGUCUGUCAGCUCACUGUCCCAACUGAGAAAUGGAGUUCAGACUUCAAAGAGUGGAGGAACUCACAUUCUCAAACCUCUCAUGUCACCGCCUACUCGCGAAGAAAUUUUGGCUACUCUGUUGGAUCUGGACCUCUCAGAAGCCACCUACCAGGAACCGUUCUGCAGUGACCCAUCAGAUGCUCCUUUAAAGCCAAGGGAGGUUGGCAGACGCAAAUUGACUUUGGAAACCAGGCUAGCAAACGAACUGGCUGAAUUUCAUGGCGACAUAUCUCAGCAGGGCUUGCAGUUUUGGAAGGUUGCAUUUUCUGCCAUGACAAAUGCUGGGUCUGCCCCAACCCAUGAUUCUAGGGCUUCGCUAUCUACCAAGAACCAAAAGCCAUCUUCUGGUGGUGAUCAGAAGGUGAUCAUGCUUCCCUGCAAGAGUGCUCCAAGCCGGGAACGGGUGCAACUCUGGCUGCAGGCCAAAAAACAAUAUGAGUGCCUUCUGAGGGAUAGAAAACUAGUGGGUGACCCAAAAUGUGUAGAGCUAAAGCACAGCACAUGUGACAGGACCUCCCCUCAGAAGAAACACUUGGAAACACCUGACUCAAAAUAUUGUAAUAAAGGGCCUGAAAAGGUUUCAGAGUUGCAGAGUGACAAAAGGAAUGGAUUGAGUUUACCACUUUGUAUCUCACCAGUUAAAGCAGCUUCAUUUAACUGUAGCCCUAAAAGUAUGAUGCAUUUCUUAGACACUAAGGCCAAAGAUCAGGAGGUGGAUGUAAGGGGUCAGGUCAGGUCUUCUUGCUCACCUGAGCUUCCUACAUGGCAGGAAAGCCCUGCUGGCUUAAAAGAAGAUGAAGACAAGAAGGAUUUGUGUGAUAGAUUGCCUGCCCCCAACAUGGAUGAGUCUCAUAUCUAUUGCACAUCACCUGAAAAUGUACAGCCAAGGGACUUCUUGAGUCCAUCCCCUUUUCAUAUUCAAGAUCGAGUUUCUGAUGAUAAAACCUUGUACAUGCUCCACAGCACACCAGUUCUCAGGAGAAGGCGAAGCAUUGAUGAUGAUGGGUCUAACUGCAGUCCAACAGUGAAUGAUGAAAUGGAGGCCAGAUCACAGUGGCUACAUCAGAGGAGUAAUAAAAACAAAGAUGCUUUACGAAGAGUUCUGCUAACCACACAAAUGAAGAAUCAGUUUACUGCUAUGAAUGUUCCAAAGAAAGAGAGUUCUCAGAUUGAAGGUCCAUCAAUCUGCAAUUCGUAUGGUUUUAAAGUCAGCAUGCAGAACUUGCAAGAGGCAAAAGCAUUGCAUGAGUUACAGCACCUCACACUGAUGACCAUGGAGCUUCACGCGAGGACUCGACGUGACCUUGAGCCUGACCCUGAGUUUGACCCAAUUUGUGCCUUAUUCUACUGCCUCAGUUCUGAUUCGCCUCUUCCCAGUGCCAUCACCACACAGAUGACCGGCUCCAUUGUCAUUGACAAAGAUUAUUGUUCUUCAGGACAAGCCUCAAGGAGCAAAGCACCCUUGCUGUUUAGAUCUGGUGUAACAGGAUUACAAGUCACGUACGCUCGUGAUGAGAAACAGCUGUUUGAGGAGAUUUCUAACAUAAUGAGAAAGUAUGAUCCAGACAUCCUGGUGGGCUAUGAGGUCCAGAUGCACUCUUGGGGAUACCUUCUGCAACGUGCAGCAGCACUAGGGGUGGACCUGUGCCAGCGGCUUUCCCGUGUGCCAGGCGAUGCAAAAGAGAAUCGUUUCUUGGCAGAGAAAGAUGAAUAUGGGGCAGACACCAUGAGUGAACUCCAUAUAGUUGGUCGCAUUGUCCUCAACCUGUGGAGGGUUAUGAAGACUGAGGCUGCAUUAAAUAACUACUCGUUUGAGAAUGUGGCUUUUCACCUCCUCCACCAGCGCUUUCCUCUCUAUAGUCAUCGCACGCUCUCUGACUGGUUUGACCACAGUACAGACGUGCACAGGUGGAAGGUGGUGGAUCACUACGUAAGCCGUGUGUGUGGGAUGAUCCAGUUGCUGCAGCAGCAGGAUAUUAUUGGAAGGACAAGCGAGCUUGCACGUGUGUUCGGGAUCCAGUUCUAUCAUGUGCUUACCAGGGGCUCACAGUACCGUGUGGAGUCAAUGAUGUUGAGGAUUGCAAAGCCGAUGAAUUACGUCCCAGUGACUCCAAGCACACAACAGCGUGCCCAGCAGAGAGCAGCACAAUGCAUCCCGCUAGUCAUGGAGCCAGAGUCGCGUUUCUAUAGCAACUCUGUCGUUGUGUUAGAUUUCCAAUCGCUGUAUCCCUCCAUCGUCAUUGCCUACAAUUACUGUUUCUCAACCUGCCUUGGACACAUAGAGAAUCUUGGAACGUGUGAUGAGUUUAAGUUUGGUUGUACGUCUCUCAGAGUGCCUCCUGACCUCCUUUACCAGCUCAGAAAUGACAUCACGAUUUCUCCCAAUGGCAUUGCAUUUGUUAAGCCGUCAGUACGAAAGGGUGUGCUACCAAGUAUGCUGGAGGAGAUUUUGAAGACCAGGAUUAUGGUAAAGCAGUCCAUGAAGGGGUGCAAGAAUGACAAAGCUCUGUUCCGUCUCCUGAACGCCAGGCAGCUUGGCCUUAAACUUAUUGCUAAUGUCACGUUUGGUUACACCUCUGCCAACUUCUCAGGACGAAUGCCCAGUGUUGAGGUUGGUGACAGCAUUGUGCACAAGGCUCGGGAGACUUUGGAAAGAGCCAUUAAGAUGGUGAACGACACCAAAAAGUGGGGAGCUCGUGUGGUUUAUGGAGACACAGACAGGUACUGGUACGCCUCUGUGCCAUACGUGUCAACAUUGGGGUACCAAAAUCCAGGAGAUCUGCGAUUGCGUUCCAGGGGGAUCCCGGGGCUGUUCGCCGAACGUGUUCUGAUCUCCGCCGGUCCAUUCGCAACCACGUUCCAGGGGGUCCUCCUCUGACUUUUCGCGACCGCGUUCCGGGACUGUCACAGGAGAAAUAACUGAAAUUCUUACAUCAUCUGAAGGCUGAAGAAAUAAGCUUUCUAUUGAUAUAUGGUUUGUUAGGAUAGGACACUAUCUGGAGGAACAACAACUAUUUACAAAGCUGGAAUCUGAGGGUGCAAAAAAAUCUAAAUAUUGAGAAAAUCGCCUUUGAAGUUGUUAAUCUGAGGCACUGUAGCAGGCCAUCCACUGACAAAAAUAAAGUUUUUAUACAUAUACAGUAGGAAAUUUAUAAAAUAUCUUCAUGGAACAUGAUCUUUACUUAAUAUCCUAAUGAUUUUUGGCAAAAAGAAAAAUCGUUAAUUUUUACCCAUACCAUGUAUUUUUGCCGAUUACUAAAAAUGUUCCCGUGCUACUUAAGACUGGUUUUGUUGUCCAGGGUCACAUAUAGCUAUCACAAAAGCCGUCAAGUACCUUGACCUUGGUUGCAAAUGAAUCAUGUAUAUACAUUGUAUGUAAUGGCAUAUUUCAAAUCCAAUGUUUUUUUUUUUCAAUUUAGUUUUAUUUACAAAUAUAAGCUUUUUUCACAAUUUUCAUUGUUACAAAGCAGCUUUACACAAUUAAUAAAAGGAAAUAAUAAUAAUACUGUAGAUAAAAGAAAUACAUUAUAUAUCAUUAAAAUACAUGGUGUUAUUGCAAGUUAUUCUCUAUUCAAUGUAUAUUGAUGAAACUAAACUGAAAUAUGGGACUCACUACAGGGUGGAAAUCCAUUUUCAGAUUUUAACUGAAGAUUAUGUGGGCACAUCAUUUUAAAAAGACAAUGACCCGCAUUUAUAAGCUAUUUACAAUAAACUGCAAUAUUUCAUGGAAAAAUAGGCAUUGUAAAAAAAUUUUUCACUGGGACUUUAACAACGGCUGUGAAAGCUGUUCUGUGUAAUACACUGAUAUUGUGUGUGUGUGCACAUACCUCUAAAACACUUCUAUGAAACGUCCUUUGAAGCCAUUUUGCAAAUGUCUCCUGGUCAAUCUGCUUGUUUUAUUAUCCGACUUUGGUCCAGUAUGAAAAGGCAAAACUAACGCUCCUGUUAUUAGUGUUAAUAUAACUGGUCUGACGCCAAUCGGUCCGGUGUCAUAUACAGACAUGCUCAAAUUUGUUGGUACCCUUACAGCUCAUUGAAAUAAUGCUUCAUUCCUCCUGAAGAGUGAUGAAAUUAAAAGCUAUUGUAUCAUGCAUACUUGCAUGCCUUUGGUAUGUCAUAGAAUAAAGCAAAGAAGCUGUGGAAAGAGGCAAAGAACAACCCCUUUAAACUGAUUGGGAACUAUUUAGAGUUUUGUGACCGCGAUGUGCGCGAUGGAUUGUAAUAUGACAACAGUUCGCAAAGGUACUGACUCUGACACCGUGUCUACACCGGACGCAACAAAAGACAAUAAAACGCAUUUACUUAUGUCCACACUGGAUGCGGUGCGACGCGCCAAUCCUAUUAUGCUGGGUUCACACCAAACGCGAACAAAGCGACUUGCACGAGUAAAUUACAUACAAAGUCAAUGCAAAGACGUGAAUAGACGCAAACUCGCAGCAAGCGAUGUGAAUGACGCGAAUCGGGCGGAUGCGCAAGUUGGAAAUUUUCGACUCGAGCGAGAAAUUCGCGCGAAGAGCUCAUUGACACAUACUGUUUGACAGGUCCGGAUGCGUGAAGACACUCCCCGUCGCGUGAUGUUUUUCACGUCACUCAUAUUUACGAUUUAUUAAUGUGUUUAAGAUUAAAUUAUUUAUGUAAGAUUUAAAAAUAAAAAAACAGAAGUGCCUCUGGACCAGCGUUUACAUUUUGCAAUGUGUCUAUAUAAAUGUUCUGUUACAAUUUAACUACAAACACUUCUGGAAUUGGUCGUAUUCACAUUGUUUGAAAGAGUUGACAUUAUGGUGUAAACGUGACCUCUGCAUCAAAUAGCUUUUUAUUGGCUGUGUUGUAUCACAUCACAUAGACAUUUCACAUUCAGAAACUUUACAGACGAAUUGCUUGACAAUGGGAAUCUGUUUUGAUUGAGCAUUACAUCUCUUUUGAUUAAUCCUGGUACUCUUUUUCUUUGUGCCUCUUUU
This is a messenger RNA of Triplophysa rosa, 10636 nucleotides long. RefSeq names its product REV3 like, DNA directed polymerase zeta catalytic subunit (gene rev3l). Bases 409 to 8556 code for a protein of 2715 amino acids. The transcript is spliced from 27 exons. The record is from RefSeq and is a predicted model, not a curated record. Lineage: Eukaryota; Metazoa; Chordata; Actinopteri; Cypriniformes; Nemacheilidae. Gene Ontology annotation, cellular component: zeta DNA polymerase complex; nucleus. Gene Ontology annotation, biological process: double-strand break repair via homologous recombination; error-prone translesion synthesis. Gene Ontology annotation, molecular function: DNA binding; DNA-directed DNA polymerase activity; nucleotide binding.